Molecule: messenger RNA, 1230 nt
Organism: Melopsittacus undulatus (budgerigar)
Lineage: Eukaryota; Metazoa; Chordata; Aves; Psittaciformes; Psittaculidae
Gene: MARCHF4
Product: membrane associated ring-CH-type finger 4
Exons: 4
Coding region: 1-1188 (395 amino acids)
Biological process (GO): protein ubiquitination
Cellular component (GO): Golgi stack; trans-Golgi network
Molecular function (GO): zinc ion binding; ubiquitin-protein transferase activity
Source: RefSeq, a predicted model, not a curated record
AUGUUAAUACCACCCGGCGCGGUCAUUUUCUGUUACUGCUGCUGCGGGCUCCUCCGUCCGAGACAGAUGUUGCGAAACCAAGGCCUCCUCAAGUGCCGCUGCCGCAUGCUCUUCAAUGACCUGAAGGUCUUCCUGCUGCGGAGACCCCCCGCGCCGCCGCCGCCCUCCCCGCCGCCGCCGCUCCCCAUGCUCGGCGGCGCAGAGGCGGCGGCGGGAGGCCCGGCGGGGGCCGCACCGCUCGUGGGGCGCGGGCUCGGCUGGCGGGCAGCGGGCGGCGGCGGUGGCGGCGGAGCGGGCAGCCCGGCCGCCGAGGAGUGGGGCAGCCCCGCCGGGGAGCCGCCCGCCUCCUUGCCCAGCAGCACCUCCUCGGAUGACUUCGGCAAGAGCAAGGCCGAGGACCGCUACUCGCUGGGCAGCAGCGUCGACAGUGGCAUCCGCACCCCGCUCUGCAGGAUCUGCUUCCAAGGGCCCGAGCAGGGGGAGCUGCUGAGCCCAUGUCGAUGUGAUGGAUCUGUGAAGUGCACGCACCAGCCAUGUCUGAUCAAAUGGAUUAGUGAGAGAGGCUGCUGGAGCUGUGAGCUGUGUUACUACAAGUAUCACGUCAUUGCCAUAAGCACAAAGAACCCUCUGCAGUGGCAGGCCAUCUCUCUGACAGUCAUUGAGAAGGUUCAGAUUGCAGCAGCCAUCCUGGGUUCCCUCUUCCUCAUCGCCAGUAUCUCGUGGCUCAUCUGGUCGACCUUCAGUCCUUCGGCCAAAUGGCAGCGCCAGGACCUGCUCUUCCAGAUCUGUUAUGGAAUGUACGGCUUCAUGGACAUUGUCUGUAUAGGUCUAAUAAUACAUGAAGGGCCCUCGGUUUACCGGAUUUUUAAGCGGUGGCAGGCGGUCAAUCAGCAGUGGAAAGUGCUGAACUAUGACAAAACAAAGGACAUGGAGGAACAAAAAACAGGGACCAGGACAAAUCAGCGCCCCUCCUCCCAAACCACCCACUCGUCCUCCACUGGUGGUACAGCCACUAACUCCGCUCCAGCCGACAGCGGGGCACGGGCUGCCGGCCAUGCCACAGGCACCCUCUCUGACCACCACUGUGCUUAUACCAUCCUGCAUAUACUCAGCCACCUGAGGCCUCACGAACAGAGGAGUCAGUCUAGUAGUAACAGAGAGCUCGUCAUGAGGGUCACGACGGUCUGAGCCGAGGAAUUCAGGAGGCCUUAACACAAAGCGGAGGAGACA